AUGGCACAACCCACGAUGGUCGAAGAUCCCAAUCCCGGUAACGCACGCAAGCAAAAGGAAGACACGCCAACCAUGUCGGCCAGCGAAAUGUCUUCACUUUCCUUCCAUCCAUUCCCGAAACUCCCACCCGAACUCCGACUGAAGAUUUGGAAAUCGGCCUGUUUCCCUUUCACCCCCAGCGAACACGGCCUACACUACGUCAACUUGGUAAGCCUCACGGACAACGAGCUACCUGAGGACGAGCGUAUAUAUGGGACACCAAUGGAGGUGAUAGCGCUUCUUCCCGAUCUCCAGACCUCGCCCAAACCUCAGGAGUUUGUCGGACGCGCCAACAGAUCUGCCUACAUGUGGGACGCUGGUCUCUGGAACGCAUGCAGAGAGUCGAGGGGAGUUAUUGCCGCGCACUUUCGGCUGCACAUCUCGCGUAGGCAAAAUCCCUCUCUUCCAAUCUGUCUCUUUCUUCGAAACAAGGAGCCUGCAGCGCCCUUGAUGGUCAUGCCCACCCGGGACAUAUUUUGCAUCAAAAACCUCGGCCUACCAUCGUUGCCAUCCAGUUUGGAGGCUGCUCGCCUUAACCUUCUGGGCCUCUUUGGCCAAAGAACUGUCAUCCGGCACUCGUUCAAUCUUGCCCUUGAGUUUGACUCCAGUUGGAAUGACGAGUUCCCCAGCGACUGGUACGAACUGAAAAGAGAGAAUUCACCUCGAGGCUUGUUUACAGUCUGGCUCAAGAGUUGCAGGGAGGGCCGUGGCGAUGCGCCUUGUAUCUACCUGCUCAACAAGGCCGCUCGUCGGGGGCCGAAUUGGGAGGUGAAUGGGAAUACAGUCUUCCACGAUUGCGACGGUGCUUACGUGACAGUUGAAGAUGAUUACGCUGGCUGGCACUCGGCCUUUCCGGAAGAAACUUCAGCUACGCUACGGUUCCUCUACUGUGUUUGGGAGCUUUGGACCGCGGCCUCUUGCGAGGACUGUACUGCCGAGGCGAUAUGUGAACUCUGUCACAAUUACCCCGAUUUCGAUCUGACCAAGCAUGUCAAAGUUCUCAUUCGUCACGAACAGGAAGCUGGUGAGGAGGAACAAGAGGAUGAAUCGGUUGACGCGAACGACGACAACGAGGAUGAAGUUAAGUAA
Fusarium redolens is the source of this 1128-nucleotide messenger RNA. RefSeq lists its product as uncharacterized. The record is from RefSeq and is a predicted model, not a curated record. The transcript has a single exon. Lineage: Eukaryota; Fungi; Ascomycota; Sordariomycetes; Hypocreales; Nectriaceae. The coding region runs from base 1 to 1128 and encodes 375 amino acids.